This is a messenger RNA of Durotheca rogersii, 1336 nucleotides long. RefSeq lists its product as uncharacterized. Lineage: Eukaryota; Fungi; Ascomycota; Sordariomycetes; Xylariales; Xylariaceae. The record is from RefSeq and is a predicted model, not a curated record. The coding region runs from base 246 to 1232 and encodes 328 amino acids. The transcript has a single exon.
GCGCUGCGUUAGCGGGCCGGUUCUCGCCAAGUCUCGCACUCGCUUUCGUUUAGGGAGGAUCCGUCUCCUUGCUCACGCCCAACCGGACCUGAGGCCUCACAGCCCUACCUUAGGUACCCCACCACCAUGGCGCAGCAAUGCCAUCGGCUCAUUCGCGAUGCCGUCUUCUACUACAAAAACACUCGUCGUCGGUUGCCAUGAGUAAACACGCUACCUAUCUCUCUAUCCUCUGCGUCGAUUGACAAAUGGCUGCGAAAAAGGAGCAAGAAGCUCGCGGCGAAGCCCUCCCCGCCUACGAGGAGCUACCCGGCCCCUCGUCCUACAACUCCGGCCUGCCGACGGAGGGGCCGUCCGUGGCCGACCCCUUCAACUUCCCCUCCGACACCGACCUGCCGCCGUCGUACUCGGCGGCCGCCGCGGACAUCGCCCCAGGCGCGAGCCGCCCCGUCGCGAUCCCGCAGGUGUGGGCGGAGCCGACGGCGCCGUUCCUGGACGCGUACCCGCGGGGGGUGCUGCUGCGGCGCGGGGUGACGGCGGAGACGUGGGCGGCGUUCCUGGGGACGCUGUCGGGGUUCCUGGCGGCGACGGUGCCGGCGCAGGCGGUGAGCCACGCGGCGGAGUCGGCGCGGCAGGUGGGCGACGUGCCGCGGCGGUUCGGCAAGGAGACGCUGGCGCACGCGCGCGCGACCGGCCAGGUGAUCCGCGACAGCGCGCGCAGGGGCGACUACCUCAGCGCCACGCUCGGCGUGCUCGGCGGCGCCAUCGCCCUCCCCGUCGCCGCCUCCCUGAACGCGGCCGGCGCCGCCGUCGCCCUCCCCUUCGUCGCCCUCGACGCCGUCACCCGCAAGCCCCAGACCCCGCGCGAGCGCGCCGUCGCCUACGUCGCCGUCGCGAACCAGAAGUGGCUCCGCCCCCGCGGCCUCCACGCUAGCCUCCUCGACUCCGCAGAGCUCGCCCACCUGCUCGGCCUGCCCGCCCGCCAGCUGCUGCAGCUCGCGGGUACUACUAAGGACGGGAGCGCCGCCGCGCAGCUCGCCGCCCUGUGCCCCCAUGUCGCCGAGCUCGAGGUGAAUGGCCCCGCCGCCCUCGAACUAGACCCUAGCACCUUCUGGCUCGUCGUGAGCGAGAAGAGUCCGGAGGAGGACGAGCGGGCCGGCAAGAAGGACAAAGGAAAGGGUAAGGGCAAGGGAAAGGGCAAGGGCAAGGGCAAGAACAAGGGGAGCGCGGAGUAGAGAGCCGGCUAGGAUAGGGACCGUACGUGUGUAUUCGUGGAUACUCGGGUGUCUUUGGUCGAGGGAAACUACUUUAUCGAACUGGCCGGGCAAUAAGUCCGAAU